Messenger RNA from Aethina tumida (small hive beetle), 1747 nucleotides. Its product is annotated as SET domain-containing protein SmydA-8-like. The transcript is spliced from 3 exons. Lineage: Eukaryota; Metazoa; Arthropoda; Insecta; Coleoptera; Nitidulidae. The record is from RefSeq and is a predicted model, not a curated record. Bases 1 to 1650 code for a protein of 549 amino acids. Gene Ontology annotation, molecular function: protein binding.
AUGACUGUGACGGUGUACAACGUUUUAAACAACGAUGUUUUUGGCCGUUAUAUUGUUGCGGCUAGAAAUCUCAAGCAGGGUCAGUUGAUAUUAAAGGAAAGCCCGGCUUUAAUCGGUCCACAAUUAAAUGGUUCUAUGGUUUGUUUCAACUGUUGUAAAAAUCUGAGAAGAAUCGGUUACAUUUUUUGUCCUAAUUGCAAAACUGCAAUUAUUUGCAAUCCAAAGUGCACAGGAAGAUUUCACAAUGAUUUGGAAUGCCAACAACUUAAAGACAGUCAUUUAAAAGGCGAGGAUAUAGUUAAUAACGAACAAAUAAUAUUCCCACUUAGAAUUCUGCUUCUAAAAUUCUAUAAUCCGGAAAAAUGGUCCCACAUUAUGAAACUGGAACCCCACAUGAACUUUAGAAGAGACACCCCAAUAUGGCGUCGUCACAAAAUUGUCGUGGAAGAUGCACUAAAGUCUCUAAAUCUAUUAAAUGAUCAAGAUGUGACCGAAGAGAUCGUGCAAAGGAUCUGCGGAAUUUUGGACGUGAAUACUUUUGAAGUCAGACCAUCGCAAACCGAAACAAGUAUCGUCAAUCCUGAAGUUGAAUGCCUAAGAGGAUUAUAUCUCGAAGCGGCUCUUAUGACCCAUGACUGUCUUUCCAAUACACAUUUAUCUGUUGAUAGCAGUUUUGUUAUGACCGUUCAUGCUAGCGUAGACAUACCAAAAGGUGAAAUUAUUUACUUCAACUAUGCAAAUGUCCUUCAAGGAAGUUUCAACAGAAAGCAACAUUUAAGGGAAGGGAAGUAUUUUGAAUGUCAGUGCCAAAGGUGCAAGGAUCCUACGGAAUUGGGUUCAGAGUUGAGCUCAUUAAAAUGUCAUAAAUGUAUCAGGGGUACUAUAAGACCUGCAAAACCUCACGAAAUCAAAACAAACUGGGAGUGUGUCAGAUGCAAGACAAUUUUCGCUGAAGGAUUAAUUCGAUUGACUGUUGCUGAAGGGAAAAGAUUAAUUCAAGAUGUUGAUUUGUCAAACUUGAAAAUGAUGGAAGAACUUUUAGAAAAGCUUCAGAGAACGUUCCAUCCUCAGCAUUAUCUAAUAAUGGACUUGGUUCAAAACUUGAUCAGCCAAUAUGGAAGAUCUAUACCGAGCAAGAGAAAUUUGGCAAGGAAGGUCGACCUUUGCAAUCGAUUGUUAAAAGUUUUGGAUAAAAUUGAACCUGGAAUUUCUAGACUUAGAGCAAUUACAAUGUAUGAAUUGCAGUCUACUGAAAUAGAUUUGGCUCAUAAAGAAUAUCGUGAUAAGGAAAUAUCUAUUAAUGAUCUAAUUAAUCGUUUAAUUGAUGCUGAAGGCACAUUGAAAACGGCAGCUAAAUAUUUGCUCUAUGAGCCUCAAAGAAGUCCUGAAGGUCACAUUGCUCAAAACGCUUUAUCUGAAUUAAAACUCUUGAGACAAUCUAUUAUCAGUAUUCAAAGAGAUGCUAUUAAUGUUCCUCCGGAAAAAAUUACCAAGAAGAAGAAAGAAUUUAAGAAUAAACAUGAGUCCGAAAAAGUUAUUACUCUAAAAGAAGUUAAUAGUAAGAAAGAAGAAGGCGGUAAAGGUGAAGAUACAAAAGUGAAUAGCACAGAAGGUAAAAAGAAAAGAAGAAACAGAAAGAAAAAUAAAUAAUUGUACAAUAAAAUUACAAUAAAAAUAUUAUUUAAUUUACAAUAUUCUUUUCAUAUAACAACAUUAUCUUAAAAUAAAUUGCAACCACGAGUAACAA